AUGACUGAUAUAAUUAUAUUUGAAAACCAAAUACCUUUGUGGGUUUUGAAGGAUCUCCUUCGAUUUCAGAUGGGUUCUGCAGAAGCCGCAAAACAAAAAGUAGAAAACUUAAUGAGCAUGCUGCUUUGGCGUGCAACCCGACAUGAAGUUUUCAUGUGGAAAACUAGAAUUUCUUACAACAUGUAUUGUAAGAAACAUGUCCUCGAAGUAGUCUACCGCUCCAUGGUGGGCACGGAUGUCGAGGAACUGCUAGACUCACAGCCUUCUUCUCCCAAUCGCAUGCAGAUCUGCUUGGAGAAAUGCUUUGGUUCAAUGAAAGCCAUUUGUAGACGUUGGUCUAAUCUUUGUUUGUUCGAUUCCUCCUCAAAUAAGAGCCCUGGCAACGCGGUCGAUAUGGUUUAUCUGAAGCUCCCAACAGCAAUGGAACUCGUGCGCGGAGGGGUGAUGAUCCAGCCAGUUCUCUUUGAAGAUAUAAAAAGGGCAGUCUCGCAAGAUCCAACAAGAUCAAUGGAUUAUUGUUCAGCCAUUCGAUGGAUAAGAUUUGAUGAGAAAACAUCAACGUUGUACUUACCACACUUCAGGGUCACGUCGCAGUUACAUAUAUUGAUGGGAAGCUUUGUUGCCAUGGAAGUUGGCGUUGGAGGGUAUGGUACGAAACCAAUGACUCAGUUUGCGUUCCUUAUGGAAGAGCUGAUAGACAACGAGGAGGAUGUUGCAUUGCUCAGAAACGCAGAUGUGCUUCACAAUUUCCUUGGCAGCAACAAACAAGUGGCGGACCUUUUCAUUCUGGCUAAAGGAAUUACCCAUGUCCAGGGCUGCAAAGCAAUUGAUGGCGUCAGAAAAGGAUUGCAUAUGUAUACAAGAAGAAAGUACAAGAAACUCUGGAGUGAGUUCGUAACCGCUUAUUUUUCCAAUCCAUGGCUGCUUCCUGGAUCCAUGGCUGCCGUGCUGCUAAUUCUGAUGACAGUGGUACAAGAUUUCUGUCUUUUUUUCACUUGUGACCGCUAUUCCUCUUCCUCUUGA
Cryptomeria japonica (Japanese cedar) is the source of this 1023-nucleotide messenger RNA. RefSeq names its product UPF0481 protein At3g47200-like. The record is from RefSeq and is a predicted model, not a curated record. The coding region runs from base 1 to 1023 and encodes 340 amino acids. Lineage: Eukaryota; Viridiplantae; Streptophyta; Pinopsida; Cupressales; Cupressaceae. The transcript has a single exon.